CAAAGCUGUCCUGUGCAAGAAUUUGCUGCUUACGUGUUUUUUAUUGUAAAUUAAAAAAUAAAAACAAAAUAAAUAUAAAAAUAUUGAACUAAAAAAAAGUUGAGUGAAAUAUAAAAUAAUGAAACUGUAUAAUUUGGUUAAAAACGCUUUAAAGUAUGCCACGAUGACGGAAAAUUUUUAUUGCAGACUAAAAACUGAUUCUGGAAAAAAUUUGCCUGAACUGCGUGCACAAAAAAGUUAUGAAUAAUUUAUAGAACUAUAAGGAAUCAAAAUAUGUAUUUCUGACGCCAGCGCGUUGAGUGAGUGAAUGGCUGCAGCGCCGGCUCAGCCGGACAAGUGAAUGUCCCCGUUCUCAUUAUAAGUAAAUGCACACACGAGUGCAGUUAAGUGAAAAAGAAAAAAAAUAUAUGUGCGAGUAAAAAUAAAUUGGUAAAAAAAUUAUUUUAACCAGCAUUUGCGAAGCUACUCAUUCCUGCAUUGGCUCUUACCGAAUUGCCUCAAAACGAGCAGGAGAAACGUUGAACUUUUCAGCGAAAGGUGCCGCCGCCACCAUCAAACUAACUGGGAUUCAGUGCAAUAAUCAUAAACAAAAUUAGUGAGUGAAUGGUGAUCGCUGAUCACUGAGCUGGUGACCUAUAACGUGUGUGAUAAAACGUCCGUAAUUUACUUGUAAGGAGUAAUUUGUGUAAUAAUUAGUUAAGCAAACGCAAGAGGCUGGAUUGAACUAGAAAAAGGUCUAUUUAAGAGUAAACACAUUGCAAGCAAGCUUCAAAAAAUGUCGUUAAAGAAAGAGACCCCAUCCGAUGUGUUGUUGCAUUUGGCAGCACUGCGUGGCGAUGAAAUCAACCUGCGGCGCGUACUUGACAGCGGCAAAGUGCAUGUGGAUUGUAAAGAUGAGGAUGGCACAACUCCUCUCAUUCUUUCGGCCGCAGGCGGUCAUACACCUUGUGUACUGGAGCUGCUUGAACAGGGCGCAGAUCCGAACUCGAGACGCGCCACCGGCACAACGCCGUUAUUUUUUGCCGCACAAGGUGGAUAUCUAGAUGUUGUGAAAAUAUUGAUAAAGGCUGGCGCUAGUGUGGACACGCCAUCAGUGGACGGUGGCACUCCGCUCUUUGUUGCUGCACAAGGUGGUUAUGUAAAAUUGGUUCGUGAAUUAUUGGAUUGCGGCGCGAAUGUGAAUGCGUGCAUGAAGGAUCGCGCUACACCCGUCUUCAUAGCCGCCCAAAAUGGACAUCGUACAGUGCUCUCCCUCCUACUCACCGCCGGCGCGCACCCCGAUAUGAAGCGCAUAGAUGGCGCCACACCACUUUGGAUAGCCGCACAAAUGGGACACGAUCACAUAUGCAAAGUGCUGCUGCAAAAUGGCGCCUUUGUGGAUGCUGUGCGCUGUGAUGGCGCGACGCCACUCUUCAAGGCAGCGCACAAAGGACAUGCGGCUGUAGUAACCGAACUGUUGAAACACCGGCCUAAUCUAGGGUUACUACCGAAUGGCGAAACAGCAUUGCAUGCGGCGGCCAUGUUCGGUCACUUGACCGUUUGCAAGCAGCUGAUUGGCGCCGGUUGCGAUAUACUACAGAAAAAUCAUGAAGGUCUAACCGCUUUACAGGUGGCGCGACAGCAGAAAUAUUCUUCGAUUUGUGAUUAUCUGCAAGAGCGCUUGCGUAUGGUGCGUGCGCGUGCUGGAGUGGCGUCAUAAGUGGAGCUUAUGUGAACAAAAAAAAAA
This is a messenger RNA of Rhagoletis zephyria (snowberry fruit fly), 1726 nucleotides long. Its product is annotated as ankyrin repeat domain-containing protein 29. Lineage: Eukaryota; Metazoa; Arthropoda; Insecta; Diptera; Tephritidae. The record is from RefSeq and is a predicted model, not a curated record. Gene Ontology annotation, molecular function: protein binding.